AUGGCGACUGCAGAUCUUCCAGAUCAUGAAAAUCAUCACAAUGUGAUAGAAAUAGAUUACAAUGAAAUACAACAAAUAAAAAUUGUAGGAGAAGGUAGUUUUGGUGUGGUAUAUAAAGGAAAAUGGAAAAACACUUUUGUGGCUGUGAAAAAUAUUACUCGCGAGGAAGAAAAAAAGGCAUUUCUCAUCGAAGUACGACAAUUAUCAAGAGUUGACCAUGACAAUAUAGUAAAAUUAUAUGGAGCUUGUACCAAAGGACUGAAUAUUUGUCUUGUUAUGGAAUAUGCUGAAGGAGGAUCUUUAUUUAAUGUUCUGCAUAGAUCAAAUUUAUAUUACACAAUGGCCCAUGCAAUGUCAUGGGCUUAUCAAUGCUCGAAGGGUGUACAAUAUUUACACGCUAUGCAACCAAAGCCAUUGAUACACAGAGACUUGAAGCCUCCAAAUCUGCUUUUAAUAAAUGGUGGAAUCAACUUAAAAAUAUGUGAUUUUGGUACUGCAGCUGACAAAAAUACUUACAUGACUAACAAUAAGGGAUCUGCAGCUUGGAUGGCCCCUGAAGUAUUUACUUCAUCAAAUUAUACAGAAAAAUGUGAUGUCUUCAGUUGGGGUAUAAUACUCUGGGAAGUUCUUUCAAGAAAGAAACCUUUUUACAAUCAAUGCUCCAGCGCCUUCAGUAUAAUGUGGGCUGUACAUAAAGGAAAAAGGCCUCCUCUCUUAAGAGAUUGUCCACCACCUAUUGAGAAUUUGAUGACUUCUUGUUGGGAUCAGGAUCCUAGGAACAGGCCCACUAUGGACGAGAUUGUUUGUAAAAUGGAAAUAAUUUGUUCUCUACUUCCUGGUGCAAACAAACCAAUCCAACCCUCUAACUAUAAUUGUGAUGAAAGUGAUGAUAUUCAAGAAGAAGAUGAAGAAGAAGAGUACGACGAUACGGAGGUCGAAGAAAUUUUUAAUAACACAAUGAAUACAAAUGGUGAUAACGCCGUCAGAACUCUACCUCAACCUACUAGAGAUUUUUUGAAUCCGCUGACUGUCGAGUGUGAUCCUAAAGCUUGGGAUCUGGAUCAAAGUUACUAUAUUCAAACUAUGGCUGGUUUUGAUAAAGCAGUUCCUAAAAACGACCAAAGCUACAGCCUUAUUUAUGACGUCAGCACAAAUAUCGCAGAAAAUGUUAAUGCUGUCGUUGCAAAGUACAUAGGUGGGAAGCGUACAUCCUACUGUUCCAGAGGGUCUUACAAUGCAAGAUGCCAUGCUGCUGUUAAAGGUGUUAAUGACGGAAGAACUUUACAUGAAAUGUUGCAAAAUAAGUUGACAGGGAAGCCAACUGGAACUUACACAAUGAAAUAUAUAAAAAAAAAGAUCAAAGAAAAUGUGAUGACUGUAAAGAGACUAAAAACCUACAAGAGGUAUGAAAAAAGAUCAAAAAAAGGCAAUAAAGAAGAAUUAGACUAUGGAUGUUCUAAUAUUUCCGAUAUUUCGCUGUUAGAAUUGGAAGAAAAAAUGCAUGAGUUUUUGAAGAAACUAGAUAAAAAACAAUCAGAAAUAAACGAUUUAGAAAAAGCUACGAUAGAACAAAAUUGUGCACUUUGGUAUGCUGAACGAAGAAUGCGAGUAACAGCUUCAUGGCAUGGAGCAAUAAGCAAAAUGCGAGAAGACAAUUUGCGAAAAUAA
This is a messenger RNA of Psylliodes chrysocephalus, 1668 nucleotides long. NCBI's taxonomy places the organism in Eukaryota, Metazoa, Arthropoda, Insecta, Coleoptera, Chrysomelidae. The record is from the annotation of a GenBank genome assembly.